GUUUGUAGUCUUUGCGUGCGUCGUCGCCUUCGAGCAGGAAUCCUUAAAAACUACAAGGCGGGUGUCGGCGAGUGUCCGUCACCGUAAAAAGUCCCGCCAGAGGAGGAGGAAGCUGAGCCGGUGAGAUCCACAUUCCAGGAUUUACUGCUUCAUCUCCCAUUUUUUCCCCCUGUUGCAUCAGCUGCUCCUUGUUGUUUCCAGAAAUGCCGCGCAUAGAGAAUGACAUCAAGCUGGACUUCAAGGAUGUGCUCCUCAGGCCAAAGCGGAGCACGCUCAAGUCUAGGAGUGAGGUGGACCUGAUGAGGAGCUUCACCUUUAGGAACUCUAAGGGCAGCUACAAAGGGAUCCCUAUCAUUGCUGCUAACAUGGACACUGUGGGGACCUUUGAGAUGGCUGUGGCGUUGCACCAGUUUGCUCUUUUCACUACAGUCCACAAACAUUACACCGUGGAUGACUGGUUGGAGUUUGCAGAAAAGCAUCCAGAAUGUCUGGAGAGCGUGGCAGUCAGCACAGGGACCGGUGACGGUGACUUUGAGAAGAUUUCGUCCGUCGUGCAGGCAGUGCCGAAGCUGAAGUAUAUCUGCGUAGACGUGGCAAACGGUUAUUCUGAGCAUUUUGUCCACUUCGUCAGAGACGUCAGGGAAAAGUUCCCCUCGCACACUAUAAUGGCAGGGAACGUGGUAACAGGAGAGAUGGUGGAAGAGCUGAUCCUCGCCGGCGCUGACAUCAUCAAAGUAGGCAUCGGACCAGGCUCUGUGUGCACCACCCGCAAGAAGACAGGGGUUGGCUACCCUCAGCUGAGCGCCGUCAUUGAGUGUGCCGACGCAGCCCACGGCCUGGGUGGCCACAUCAUCUCAGAUGGGGGGUGUACUUGCCCGGGAGAUGUCUCCAAGGCUUUUGGUGCUGGAGCAGACUUUGUGAUGCUCGGUGGUAUGCUGGCUGGCCAUGAAGAGAGCGGGGGCGAGAUUAUUGAGAAAAACGGCAAGAAGUACAAACUGUUUUACGGCAUGAGCUCCGACACGGCGAUGAAGAAACACGCGGGAGGCGUGGCUGAUUACAGAGCAUCGGAGGGGAAGACCGUGGAAGUUGUCUACAAAGGUCCGGUAGGCGAGACGGUUCGAGACGUCCUGGGAGGGGUGCGCUCCACCUGCACGUAUGUCGGUGCAGCCAAGCUGAAGGAGCUGAGCCGCAGGACGACUUUCAUCAGAGUCACCCAGCAGCUCAACACCGUCUUUGGGAACGACAGCUGAACGUCCGGCUUGUCUGACUCCCGCGUGCUAUUUGUCUGUUAAUCAGGUGUAUCCUGCAGUGAGCAGACACACAUUAUUACUUAAACACAUACUUACUUUAAUACACGUUAAGGGCGUGUGAUGUUAAAUUGCAGUGCAGUUCUUGUGUAAGUUUCACUCUAUAGCAGAAAUAUUUUCCAGCACACAGACUGUAUAUUUCACAGAUUGGUGUUUCCAGAUGUUCCAGAUGCAGGCUACCUCUGCAGGUCUGCUCUCAUCGUUCCAGAAAUUCCUAAACCGUCAAAUCGGCAUCUCUAAACUCUGUGCCGAGAUCAUCCUGAAAGCCUUUGCCAUAGAAAAUUAUAACAAAUGUCUUAAAUUAUUUAUAAAUCCUAAAUGUUUAUGCAACUGCUGUAGCUAAAUGAGAAAAUUGACCUGUUUUUAGAAAACCUCUCAUUCUUUUGCUUAUGUUUUGCACUUUAAUGAGUUAAAAUUUGGGAGUCUAUAAAUUGUCUGUUAGUGCAAUGAAUGCGAGUACAAUCUCGGAGCACAGACAGCAUUUAGUAAUGUAGUGCUGAAUUUAAUGGCACAGGUGUUACCACAUAUAUUUACACUUGCGGCUUUUGCUUUACCUGGUUCUAGCUGCUCCUGAUCAGUACCAAAGUUAGUGUUUCCUUUAAUGAGCUACACAUUCGAGUGGAUUUAUCGUAAUGAUUAUAGCCUUUAAAUCAAGUGUUGAUUCCUUCAAGUUCAGAAGUCAUUUACUGUAAGGAUUUUAUAGGAUUCCAUUUCACAGUUAAUUUCACCAUUUCAAGCUGUUCUUAUGUGACCUGUGUUGUUUUUCUUUGUUGUCACAUUUGUGUGAUUUCAAAAAAGGUUGUUUUAGAUUGCAGAAACAUGUUACAUUUCAUCCAGUCAAUAAAAACAUUCCACAUCUUCAAACU
This is a messenger RNA of Archocentrus centrarchus (flier cichlid), 2173 nucleotides long. It is a transcript of the gene gmpr2, whose product is annotated as guanosine monophosphate reductase 2. Gene Ontology annotation, molecular function: GMP reductase activity. The record is from RefSeq and is a predicted model, not a curated record. The transcript is spliced from 10 exons. Gene Ontology annotation, cellular component: GMP reductase complex. Gene Ontology annotation, biological process: nucleotide metabolic process. The coding region runs from base 204 to 1250 and encodes 348 amino acids. Lineage: Eukaryota; Metazoa; Chordata; Actinopteri; Cichliformes; Cichlidae.